Molecule: messenger RNA, 993 nt
Organism: Exophiala spinifera
Lineage: Eukaryota; Fungi; Ascomycota; Eurotiomycetes; Chaetothyriales; Herpotrichiellaceae
Exons: 1
Coding region: 1-993 (330 amino acids)
Biological process (GO): alcohol metabolic process
Molecular function (GO): zinc ion binding; alcohol dehydrogenase (NADP+) activity
Source: RefSeq, a predicted model, not a curated record
AUGGUUACCUUCACCGUUUUCAAGGGAGACAAGCAGGGGCGCAUUUUUGAGGACACUACGACACGUACCAUCGGAGAGCACGAAGUUCUCGUCCGCAUUACACACAGUGGCCUGUGUGGCACUGACAUUCACUUCAAGACCAGCAACAUUGGCCUCGGCCAUGAAGGUGUCGGUGUUGUAGAGGAGAUUGGAGAGCGUGUGACUCUGUUCAAGAAAGGCGAGCGUGCAGGUUGGGGUUAUGAGCACAACUCCUGCGGCCACUGCAAGCAAUGCCUUACUGGAUGGGAAACACUCUGUGCAGAACGACGUAUGUUCGGCGAAGUUAGCCUCGACCAAGGUUCCCUCGGUUCGCAUUUUGUUAUGGACGAAAACUUCUUGUUCAAGAUUCCAGAGAGCAUGUCUUCUGCUGAAGCUGCGCCCUUGAUGUGCGGAGGUGCCACUGUCUUCAACCCAUUCAAGGUGUACAACAUCAAAAGCACCGAUCGUGUAGGAGUGCUCGGCAUCGGAGGUCUGGGCCAUCUUGCUAUCCAGUUUGCUGCACGUUGGGGUUGUGAAGUGGUCGUCUUCUCGGGCACGGACAGCAAGAAGGAGGAAGCCAUGAGACUCGGCGCAACAGAGUUCUACGCUGUCAAAGGCCUCAAGGAACUCAAGAUCAAGGCCCCUCUUGACCACCUGCUCGUCACCACCGCCUCUCAACCCGACUGGCAGAUGUAUCUUCCCCUCAUGGCACCAUCAGGGACCAUUUUCCCCUUGACUGUCAGUGGAGGCGACUUGAAAAUCCCCUACAUGCCUUUCCUGCAGAAGGCUUUGACAGUGCAGGGAAGUCUGGUUGCCGCGCGACAAGUCCAUCGGGAGAUGUUGGAUUUUGCAGCCCAUCAUAACAUCAGGCCCAUUAUCCAGACAUUCCCGAUGAGCUUGGAGGGUGUCAACAAAGCCUUCGACACACUCGCGGCCGGCGAUAUGAGAUACCGCGGUGUUUUGGUUGUUGAAUAG